Messenger RNA from Thermochaetoides thermophila DSM 1495, 885 nucleotides. RefSeq lists its product as uncharacterized. The transcript is spliced from 3 exons. The coding region runs from base 1 to 885 and encodes 294 amino acids. The record is from RefSeq and is a predicted model, not a curated record. NCBI's taxonomy places the organism in Eukaryota, Fungi, Ascomycota, Sordariomycetes, Sordariales, Chaetomiaceae.
AUGAGGACAAUCGCCAUUCUCGCGACUGCCAGCAUUGCCUCUGCCGUCCAAGUGUGGUGGGGAGGAGCCCCUGAAUGCGCCGAUGACUGUUUUUCAUCCUUCUGGUCUUCGGCUAGCACCUGGCCCGCACCAUUUGAGUACUGCUCUGCAACUCAAGGUCCUGAUGUCCUGAAUUGCCUCAAGUCCAAGUGCUCGGCCACUCCAACAGCCAUCACAUCCUACAGCUCUCUCUCCUCUGCCUUAUGCGCAAACUGGGCCUCCUGCAGCGCGGCCGGUUCGACGGGCGUCUAUACGGUUUCUCUCCCGGGCUUUACUGGCGCCUGGGGCCCAGGUCAUUCCGGCCCUUAUCCCGGCGGCCGUUGGGGUGCUUGGGGUUACCCCCAUCCCAUGCCAACAUCCGCCCCCGAUGCCAGUAACCCGGCCUAUGAUUGGGCUGACGGCCGCUGGCACGACUGGACACGCACCUGGUCUGGUGGCGUCUACACAGUCACCGGCUGUGAGUGGGACGGCAACCCGUGGGCUGGCGGUCCAGGUGGCUGGGGACCAGGCGGCGCUGGUGGCUCGCCGUGGGGUCCUUGGGGCAAGGGCUGGAAGUGGACGACAACGACGGAGAUCAUCACGCGCGUGGUGACCAAGACGGACGAUGGCACGACCUCGCUUGUGACCUCUGUUGGCCCGGCAACCGUUGCUCUCGCUGUUAGUGGAGACAUUACCAGCACGAGCGUGCUUAAUGCGCAAGAGACUGACUCCUCGGGUUCUUCGGGUGGCUCUGGUAGCUCGUCGUCCGAUUCGGGGGCCGCCGCUGGUAGGGGGGAGCCGGCUGCUGGCGUUAUGCUUAUGGGGACCCUGUUGGCGGGCGUUGUGGUUGUUGCUGGAUUCCUUUGA